Messenger RNA from Mangifera indica (mango), 1586 nucleotides. RefSeq names its product transcription factor MAMYB. Bases 59 to 1030 code for a protein of 323 amino acids. The record is from RefSeq and is a predicted model, not a curated record. Gene Ontology annotation, biological process: 'de novo' cotranslational protein folding; regulation of translational fidelity. Gene Ontology annotation, molecular function: Hsp70 protein binding; ribosome binding. Gene Ontology annotation, cellular component: cytosol. NCBI's taxonomy places the organism in Eukaryota, Viridiplantae, Streptophyta, Magnoliopsida, Sapindales, Anacardiaceae. The transcript has 2 exons.
UGGAGUAGUCGCUGUAAAUACGCAUCUGGGGUUGCGGUGUCAAGUCUGUUGAUAAAACAUGGAGUUCUUGGAUGAAGAUGCCAGGCCUCGAUUUCUUUUCCAGUCACGUCCUCAGGCUUCAUCAUCUCCAGAUAAUGAAUACAACACCAACUUUAAUAAACCCACUAAAACCUUCAUCUUUAUUUCCAUUUCUAUCUCUUCACUUUUCAUCUUCCUCUCCUUCUUCUUCUUCCAAAGCGAGCCCUUGAAGUCCCUCUUCCUAUGGCUAUCCCUCUCCCUCCUCAUUGGUCCUUUUGCCCCCUCUGACGUCACUGGCGGUCACACUCGCGUGGGUCACGGUCCAAUUCUUGAGAACCCUGUUCAGGAUCAACAGAUCGAACCUGAACUAAAGAGGAAACCUAAUAAAAACCGAUCUUCAAUCAAUAAGUCACAGGAUUUUUGUGCUAGUAAUGUCCCGGCUAUUGAAAACGCAAAUGGGUCAAGUGGAUCUGUGCCAAAAGACAAGAAAAGUCAAGCUUUGGAACAGAGGGAAAACGGGGUUGGUAGAAAUGAGGAAGAGAAGGAGUGGACUGAAGAGGAUGUUGAGAUUUUGAAGAAACAGAUGGUGAAGAACCCGGUUGGCAAGCCGAAGAGGUGGGAGGUGAUUGCCGAGAGUUUUAAUGGGAGGCAUAGAGUGGAGAGUGUGAUAAAGAAAGCGAAAGAAUUGGGAGAGAAAAAGAUUGAUGAUAGUGAUUCGUAUGCACAGUUCUUGAAGAAUCGAAAGGCGUUAGAUGUGAGACUUCAAGAUAAAAAUUUAGGAUUGGUGACGGAGAAUGGUGGAGAAAGUAGGGAAGAUGAUAAAGAAAAUGGAUGGAGUGCUGGAGAGGAUAUAGCUUUGCUUAAUGCAUUGAAAGCCUUUCCUAAGGAUGCCCCAAUGAGGUGGGAGAAGAUUGCGGCUGCUGUGCCUGGCAGAUCAAAGGCUGCUUGUAUGAAGAGAGUUGCUGUGUUGAAAAAGGAGUUUCGGAGCUCUAAAGCUGUUGCUGAUAGCUAAAAGACUGAUAAUGUCAUUUACAGAAGCCAUCACUGAGUGGAAAGAUUGAUUGAAGUAAUGAAAUUAAAAUAUGAUAAUGACAAGAAGACAGCCAAACAAAGGGAUGGAUUCAAUUGUGGUUUUGGGCAUAAUAGAGAAUCCUCUGGCAAUCUACUAGUUGGUUUCCAAUUUCCUGCAGCUCUGAUGGCAAAACUAAUCAUUAGAAUUCAAUUCAAUUACUUGCAGUUUCAUCUUAAUUAUUGGUUGAAAAACUUCUAGGUAUGCUUGCUCACUCAAUUUUUUUUUUCAGUUUCUCAUUAGAAGUGAUUUGUUUCAUAUAGUUCCAUGCAUUGAGCUGUUAAUUCCUAACUGUUUAUGCUGAGGAGCUUUGGCAUUGACAAUUUCUCUUGAUGAACUGAUUAACCUUUGGCAAAGAACGUACUAAAAAAUAAAACCUUUUGCAAAGAAAUAGUGAAAAUGACACCUCAUGGUUUGACUUGGUUCUCUAUCUGGCUCUUUCCCAAGUGAAAAUUGUAACAGAGCAGAGGUUCAAAGAGUUUGUUGAGUAUUGCAUAAA